UCUCAUCUCUCCGCCUCUUGUUCUUCCAGCGGAGGACCAUCGACAGCUCGGCGCCACAAGACGGGGAGCAGAACAGCAUCAUGGGAAAGCUGGACGAGGGCCUGGACGACUUCUUCUCCAAGAAAGUCAUAAAACUCAGCUUCAAACUCCCCUCGGUGAGGGGGUCGCCCUCCAGCCCGCAGGAAGGAGCAGAUAAGAAACGUGACUCCAGGAAGAGCGGUUUCUUUAACCUCAUUAAGUCCCGGACGUCCCGCUCGGAGAAGAGCCACGGCGCCGCCUCCAUCACUCCACCUCACGCUGCUUCCUCCGCCAUCACCUCGCCGUCUCCCUCCAUCACCCCAGUGACUGAAGAAACAACGCCGACAUUCCCCGCGCCGCCCCCGAAAAGCCCUGUCACUGUGGCGGAGCCUCAUCAGGAGUUCCACAGGGCUCAAUCACCGGACCACACGGAUUCUGAGGUGGAGGCGUCUCUGACGGCCGCUGAGCCCGCUGAGGAAGAGGAGAAGGAGGAGAAGGAGAAUGAGGAGAGUGUGGAGAAUAAGGAGGACCUGGAGAGGAGGGAGAACCCCCUCAUUCCCCGCCAUAUUGGGGUCCCCGUGAUGGGCAUGGACCUGCUGGCUGAGAUGAAGGCCAGACAGGAGAAGAUGGCCGUGAGGAAG
Plectropomus leopardus (leopard coralgrouper) is the source of this 659-nucleotide messenger RNA. The record is from RefSeq and is a predicted model, not a curated record. NCBI's taxonomy places the organism in Eukaryota, Metazoa, Chordata, Actinopteri, Perciformes, Serranidae.